Arabis nemorensis is the source of this 225-nucleotide messenger RNA. The record is from the annotation of a GenBank genome assembly. NCBI's taxonomy places the organism in Eukaryota, Viridiplantae, Streptophyta, Magnoliopsida, Brassicales, Brassicaceae.
AUGAUUACAGAAGGUAUUCCUCACAUCGUGAAUAAAGGCGGUUCGGAGCUUCACGUGACUGUGGCGCAACUUCUCAUUGAAGACCGAUACUCCCAAGCCGUAGAAGCGAACUCCUCUCUGCAUUCUCAGAAACCUCACCAUGUGAUUCAGAAUCCUCCUGAACAAUCGGAGAUGGAUUAUGAGCACGUUGCGUCCAAUGCAGAUUUGGAAAAGAUCGGCCGGUGA